This is a messenger RNA of Meriones unguiculatus (Mongolian gerbil), 1325 nucleotides long. RefSeq names its product RNA pseudouridine synthase D3 (gene Rpusd3). The transcript is spliced from 8 exons. Lineage: Eukaryota; Metazoa; Chordata; Mammalia; Rodentia; Muridae. The record is from RefSeq and is a predicted model, not a curated record. Gene Ontology annotation, biological process: pseudouridine synthesis. Bases 60 to 899 code for a protein of 279 amino acids. Gene Ontology annotation, molecular function: RNA binding; pseudouridine synthase activity.
GGAGGGGAGUGGGAGGAGCAGUCCCUCGGAUACGCGUGCGUAAAGUGCUUGCUCACGUAAUGGGAGCCCUGCGAGUUUGGAGUUGGGCUUCUGGGGUCUGGCGGCCAGGCCUGGGGACCUGCGCACGGCCGAGGGAUGCAAGCUUCGGCACCGAGGCCCGGCGUCGGCCUAAACCUCAAGGCUCCAGCAAGCGCAAGGACCAGGUCGAAGACCAGCCCUUCCCGGGGCUGCUGCGGACCGAGAACCUCAGCCAGGAGAAGCUAGCUGACGAGCUGAGGGCAGCUGUAGUGGAUCAGAAAGGACCUCUGGUGACACUGAACAAGCCACAGGGUCUGCCUGUGACAGGGAGACCGGGAGAGCUGACGUUGCUGUCUGUGCUGCCACAGCUGAGCCAGGCCCUGGGGCUCGGACACCAGACGCUCCAGGUUGUGCGAGCACCUGGAAAGGAGGCUUCAGGGCUUGUACUCCUCUCCAGCUGUCCCCAAACAGCAAGCCACCUGCAGAAGUUCUUCGCCUACUCAAGGAGAGCCCAGAGGCCCACAGCCACCUACUGUGCUGUCACUGAUGGCAUCCCUGAGCCUUCUGAGGGGUCAGUCCACGUGGCUCUGAAGCUGGAACGCAUGGAUGGCAUCGAUCUUGCGAUCCCAGUGAAGUCCCCAUCUCGAAAGGACAUCCUGGAAGGUGUCAAGAGGACCCUCAGCCAUUUCCAAGUGGUGGCCACGGGCUGUGGCUGUGCCCUGGUCCAGCUGCAGCCACUGUCAGGACUCUCAGAGAACAGAUGGAACACCACAAGGAGACAAUCAGAUAAAACAAAAUGUGGGACAGAGCUACAGGCCAGCCAGCUUGGCCUUCAAAGGACCAGGACGCCAGGAAGAAAACAGCAGAGCUAUCUGUCCUAGAUCAAAGGAGAUCAGGGAGACAAAGCCACCAGUGUAGCCACCUUGGGUACAUGUCAGCCCUCAAAAACAAAUCAGCAGUAACCUGAAAAAAAAAACCUCACGUGCUUUUGCUAAGCCUGGCUCAAUCUCUCCAGGCACCUGGCUACUCAGCUUUUCUGUUGUUUUGAGACAAGGUUUCAUGUAGCUCAGGCUAGCCUCAAGCUUACUAUAUAGCCAAGGAUGACCUUCAAUUCAUCCUCCUGCCAGGUACAGUGGCACACACCUUUGGUCCCAGCACUCAGGAGGGAGAGGCAGAGGCAGGUGAGUUCAAGGUCAGUCUGGUAUACAAAUACAAAAUAAGGCCCAGACAGCCGGGACUCUUGUUCUACAGAGAAAUUCUGUCUCAAAAAAAAAAAAAAAAAAAAAAAAAAAAAAAAACAACAACAA